Messenger RNA from Megalobrama amblycephala (Wuchang bream), 1402 nucleotides. RefSeq names its product fructose-1,6-bisphosphatase 1b (gene fbp1b). Gene Ontology annotation, biological process: fructose 1,6-bisphosphate metabolic process; gluconeogenesis; sucrose biosynthetic process. Gene Ontology annotation, molecular function: fructose 1,6-bisphosphate 1-phosphatase activity. Lineage: Eukaryota; Metazoa; Chordata; Actinopteri; Cypriniformes; Xenocyprididae. Bases 81 to 1094 code for a protein of 337 amino acids. The transcript is spliced from 7 exons. Gene Ontology annotation, cellular component: cytoplasm; cytosol. The record is from RefSeq and is a predicted model, not a curated record.
AGUCAAAUAUCUAGACUAAGUUCUAAUACUUUCUUUCUGACAGGAAUCCACAGGAACUCACGCACCAGCAGUCAGUCAUCAUGUCAGACAGAGGUGCAUUUGAUACCAAUGUGGUGACCCUCACCAGAUUUGUCUUAGAAGAGGGUAGAAAAGCCAAAGGAACUGGGGAGCUUACAACCCUUCUGAACUCCAUGUGCACAGCCAUCAAAGCCAUUUCCACUGCUGUCAGAAAAGCCGGGAUUGCCAAUCUCUAUGGAAUUGCCGGGAGCACAAAUGUUACAGGUGACCAGGUGAAAAAGUUGGAUGUCCUGUCCAAUGAUCUUGUAAUAAACAUGAUUAAAUCCUCCUUCACAUCCUGUGUUUUGGUUUCUGAAGAAGAUGAGAAAGCAAUCAUUAUAGAACCAGAAAAAAGGGGCAAAUACGUGGUUUGCUUCGAUCCUCUGGAUGGCUCUUCAAACAUUGACUGCUUAGCUUCUAUUGGAACCAUUUUUGCAAUCUACAGAAAGGAAAGUGAUGAUGAACCCUCAGAGAAGGAUGCCUUGCGGAGCGGCAGAAACAUUGUGGCAGCAGGGUAUGCUCUUUAUGGCAGUGCUACCAUGCUGGUUCUCUCCACAGGCCAGGGAGUCAACUGCUUCAUGCUUGAUCCUGCCAUCGGUGAGUUCAUACUUGUGGACCAGAACGUCAGGAUUAAGAAGAAGGGAAAGAUCUACAGUCUCAAUGAAGGCUAUGCACAGCAUUUUUACCCAGAUGUCACAGAAUAUCUGCAAAAGAAGAAAUUCCCAGAGGAUGGCAGUUCACCCUAUGGAGGGCGCUAUGUGGGCUCCAUGGUAGCUGAUGUGCACAGGACGCUGGUUUAUGGUGGAAUUUUCCUGUACCCUGCUAAUGUCAAGAGCCCCAAGGGCAAGCUGAGGCUGUUGUAUGAGUGCAACCCCAUGGCCUUCAUCAUAGAGCAGGCCGGAGGUAUGGCAACAACAGGAGCCAUGAAUGUUCUCGACAUCAAACCUGACACAAUCCACCAGAGGGUUCCUGUAGUGCUGGGCUCCCCUGAUGAUGUGCAGGAGUAUAUCUCCAUCUACAAGAAACACGCCAAAUGAGAUGCCACCAGAUGAGCAUCUUUUGCAAUCUACUACAACCAUCAUCAUCCCACUGAACCUCAAAAACAAAUAGUGAAACCAUAAGGACAAAACAUGAAACAUCUGCUAUCUGUAUAUAUAUAGUAGGGAACAAGAACUUUCCAUUUUAAGUUUCAGUGUACAUUUUUUUUACUCUUAUGGCCCCUAGUUAUAUGAUUCAUAAUAAUUUAAAGUGAUUAUAAAUAUAUAAUCUGAUACCGUUCAAUGGAAAGUGACUGAUAUUAAAUCACAUCUGUUCACCUUGAAAAUAAAAUCAGAACAUUGUCUGA